AUGCUGGUGACUACAGAAGCUUCUAUGAAGCCAUCAGGGCUGUUUAUGGCCCAAGACACCACACAGCAGUACGCCGAUGCUGGUGACUACAGAAGCUUCUAUGAAGCCAUCAGGGCUGUUUAUGGCCCAAGACACCAGGCUCAGAGUCCAUUACGCAGUGCGGAUGGACUGACACUCCUCAAAGACAAGACAUCUAUCCUUACCCGAUGGUCUGAGCACUUCCAGGCACUCUUUGGAGCUGACCGGGUUGUCCAGGACUCAGCAACCCUCCGCAUCCCCCAGCUGUCAGUCAAGGAGGAACUGGAUGUACCGCCCUCUCUGCAAGAACUUACAAAAGCCAUUGAGCAGAUGAAGAGUGGCAAAGCAGCAGGAGUUGAUGGAAUUCCACCUGAGAUAUGGAAAUGUGGAGGACCAGUGUUACACAACAAGCUCCAUGAACUCCUUGUCUGUUGUUGGGAACAGGGCAAGCUACCAGGAGACCUCCGCGAUGCAGUCAUCAUUACCUUAUACAAGAAUAAGGGGGAAAGGUCUGACUGCUCAAACUACAGGGGUAUCACUCUACUGUCCAUCGCAGGAAAAAUCUUUGCCCGAGUGCUCUUGAAUAGGCUAGUACCUGUCAUCGCAGAAGACCACUUCCCAGAAACCCAGUGUGGCUUCAGAGCAAACCGAGGUACCACAGACAUGGUCUUCGUCCUCCGUCAGCUCCAAGAGAAAUGCCGGGAACAAAAUAAAGGACUGUACAUAACGUUUGUCGACCUAACCAAGGCAUUUGACACGGUGAGCAGAAAGGGCCUCUGGCUAAUCUUGGAACGCCUCGGUUGUCCCCCAAGGUUCCUCAGUAUGAUCAUCCAGCUGCAUGAAAACCAGCGUGGCCAAGUUAGGUUAAACAGCCAUCACUCCGAAUCUUUCCCAAUCACAAACGGUGUGAAACAGGGUUGUGUCCUUGCACCGACGCUGUUCAGUAUCUUCUUCAGCGUAAUGCUCAAGCAGGCCAUGGAAGGUCUUGAUGAAGACGAGGCUGUCUACAUCCGCUACCGCCUCGAUGGCAGUCUAUUCAAUCUCAGGAGACUGCAGGCCCACACAAAAACUUGUGAGCAAAUAUUUAGAGACCUUCUCUUUGCCGAUGAUGCUGCCCUCGUUGCCCAUACCGAAAGAGCCCUGCAGUGCUUGACAUCCUGCUUUGCGGAGGCUGCUCAACUCUUCGGACUCGAAGUCAGCUUGAAGAAGACGGAAGUCCUCCAUCAACCUGCACCCCGGGAAGAGUACCGCCUUCCUCACAUCACUAUUGGCGAGACUGUGUUGAAGAGCGUUCACCAGUUUACCUACCUGGGAUGUACAAUUACUUCAGACGCCAAGAUUGACAGGGAAGUAGACAACAGACUGGCCAAAGCUAACAGUGCCUUCGGCAGACUGUACAAGCGGGUCUGGAGAAAUAAGCAUCUGAAAAGGGGCACCAAGAUCAGCGUAUACAGAGCUGUUGUCCUCACCACCCUACUGUACGGUUCUGAGUCGUGGGUAACUUACCGCCACCACAUGCGACUCCUGGAGCGUUUCCAUCAGCGCUGUCUCCGGAUCAUCCUCAACAUUCACUGGACCGACUAUGUCACAAAUGUUGAGGUCCUUGAACAGGCGGAGAUCCCCAGUAUCGAGGCCAUGCUGCUGAAGACUCAGCUCCGUUGGGCAGGACACAUCUCAAGAAUGGAAGACCAUCGCCUGCCCAAGAUAGCCCUGUACGGCGAACUUUCUACUGGCAAUCGUGACAGAGGGGCUCCAAAGAAACGCUUCAAGGACAUCCUGAAGAAGUCCCUCGGUACAUGCCAUAUCGAUCAUUGCCAGUGGUCUACUCUGGCUGCUGACCGUGCUAGCUGGCGACAUAUAGUCCAUCAGGCUGUCUCUUCUUUCGAGGAAUCCCGAAAAGAUCACCUGAGGGAGAAACGUCGCCGCAGAAAGAAUCGCGAAGCCUCAGCAGCCACACCAAACGUGACUUUUGACUGCGGCCGCUGUGGCCGGGCCUGUCUAUCACGUAUUGGCCUUGUGAGUCACAUGCGUGCCUGCAGUCGACGUGGACUGCCUUUAUAA
Lytechinus pictus (painted urchin) is the source of this 2079-nucleotide messenger RNA. RefSeq lists its product as uncharacterized. The record is from RefSeq and is a predicted model, not a curated record. The transcript has a single exon. The coding region runs from base 1 to 2079 and encodes 692 amino acids. Lineage: Eukaryota; Metazoa; Echinodermata; Echinoidea; Temnopleuroida; Toxopneustidae.